UUCAACCACUGACUCUACAUUUGAUUGAGUUCUGGACUUUGACUGGGCCAUUAUAAUAUCUAAAUAGCUUCAGCUGCACGUUUAGGCUCACUGGAUGGGGAACCUUUGCCUGAGUCUCAAGUCUUUAACAAGUUGUCUAACAGGAUCAUCCUAAAAAUGUCAAGAGUCCUAAAUACCUUCAUAGAGCAAUUAAAGUAGCUAUCAUCUGGAUUUUUUAAGUUUAAAUAAGCGGAGUCAGUGUAUUUUCUCCCUAAAUAAAGUUGUAAUACCAAAUUUAACCAGAGGGUAGCAGUCUUCCCAAAGCUAAAACUGAUCUGUGCUCCUUUCAGCUGCCACCAGAUCGAUACAAAGAAAAAAAAAGAGAAAACCCUGAAUGAAACUUUAACACAUUUAGCAACUUCUUCACCGAGUUUAGACAGAUCCCAUGUUGCCACCUGUGAGCAAGCGUCUCAGUUUGCUGCCGUCCUCAUAAUUAGCUGAGCACUGGGUCCUGAGGUUAUCAAUAGCCGCCCCAUGUAAGGGGGUCAGUGUGUGUGCCACAAUGAGUGACCCUGAGGACAGCUGGGUCUGGAAAGGUGGCGCUUAUCUUUUUAUGGAACAUGCCAAAACCAUCCACCCAUCCAUCAAUUUUCUGUAUGCCCUGGUCUGUGGGGUCAGGAGAGGUCAUGCCAAAACCUCCCCAUCUAUUAGGUCCGUAUUAAUGAGAAACACUGAAGCAGGAGGAUUCUAGAAGUAGAAGUAAAAAUUUCCCCUAUAAAGCAGAAGAACUAAAAAAAACAGGUAAUAAAAAGUUAAUCAGCUUUUGCAGUAAUGACAUACAUUAUUGGGAGCUGACCCUUUCAGCUGAAAGUUGUUAAAUUGGCUACAGUUAAAGUUAAUCUGACUUUUUGACAGCUAAUGACAAGCUGAAGAAAAAAUCUAAUUACAACUACUGCCAAGCAACGGUUUUUAUUAUCCUGAAACCAUUUUUGUAUUAAAAGUUAUUCAAUAGUUCAAUCAAAUGGAAUCGCACGACUAUAAAUCUUAAGUUAAAUUAUGCAAAUGUUUUCAUUAUUUAAUCCUGACAGCAUGAUGCUGCCACGACCAUGUUUUAUGUGUGUGUGGGGUGUGUGUGUGUGUGUGUUAAUGGGGAAUUCGUAAUGUUUUCUUUGCAUGUAGCUAAGCCAAAAACCUCAGUUUUGGUGUGUUUUUCAUGUGUUUAGUGUGUUCUGAUUUAAUCCCAACUCUGCUGCAAACCUCUCCACAACUCCAUCUGUGACAUAUCCAGUGGGUAUGUUGAUCUUCAUUAUGAUGAUUACCAAAUUCUUGAGCCCUUAACUGAAAACAUGCAUUUAAUACUGAGAAUAAAUUCAAUGCAGAUGGACUCUCUCAGCUAAUAAGGUGGCUUCUAAAGCCUUGUGGUUCUCCCAGAUUUUAAUUAAAAGAAUGAGAAUAAAAGAAGCUGAACACAAAUACAGGCCAUAUUUUACAGAAUAGUCCAUGCACAUUACAUUUAUGCUCUCCUGAUACAAUAAAAUAAAGCCUGUGGUUGUAGCGUGACAAAACUGUGAAAAAAUGUACAUCAUAAUACGAUUGUAAGGCAAUAUAACUGUAAAAGCAAUUCCGCUCAAUUAAAAUAUUUACUUUCUAAAUUCUCAGACUGAAUUUCUUGAUAAGUUCUUGAGCCUGAAGCUGCUCCACAAAGUCAGUGGGGGUUCAUGUCACUAGAAGAUUAGCAUUGCAGCCACUCCCCACACCGUGAAUUAUAUUUAGAGCUCACCAACACGUCAACUUAUCUGCAUCCUCACUGGACUCUUCAGCUGCCUCUCAGUUCAAAAGAAAAAUCUCAGACUUUUCAACAAAUUGGAAACGUUUCAUCUGGUUUAGCUGUGGCUCCUCUUCUGAACAAACACUUUGGGAAAGUCACAGUAAUACCAGGCAGUUCCACACACUGCUCAGUGAAAACUAUCUUGGAGAAGAUCACCUCUGUGCUCCGGUUUCCUCUAACGUUGUCCCACCGUGAGGUGAAGAGUCCCACUCAGCUGAAGACUGAGGGAAAUGAACAUUAUCAGGUUUUUUCCCAGGCUUUGUUGAUCAUUCGUGAGCCUCCAUGGCAGACUGGAACUUCUUGGGGAAGCUACUGGAGAGUGCCCAGUUUCACUCAACCGUGGUGGGCAAGGUCUGGCUCACGGUGCUGUUCAUCUUCCGCAUCCUGGUGCUCGGAGCCGCUGCUGAGAAAGUGUGGGGAGAUGAGCAAUCGGGCUUUACAUGUGACACCAAGCAGCCCGGUUGCCAAAACGUCUGCUACGACAAGACCUUCCCCAUAUCACACACCCGCUUCUGGGUGAUGCAGAUCAUCUUCGUCUCCACGCCUACUCUUAUUUAUCUGGGUCACAUCCUUCACCUGGUCCGCAAGGAGGAAAAGGAGAAGGAGAAACUCAAGGACCUCGCCAUAAAGAAUGAAAAACAACAAGACUUAAUUAGCAAUAAGCCCACAAAGGCCUCCAUUAAGGACGACCAAGGCCAUGUGCGUCUGCAUGGUGCUCUUCUGCGGACGUAUGUCUUCAACAUUAUCUUCAAGACUCUCUUUGAAGUGGCAUUCAUCGUAGCUCAGUACUUCCUGUAUGGAUUUGAGCUGAAGCCGAUGUACACCUGUGACCGCUGGCCCUGCCCUAAUGUGGUGAACUGCUACAUCUCUCGACCUACAGAGAAGACAGUCUUCAUCCUUUUCAUGCUGGCAGUAGCUUCGUUGUCCCUGCUGCUAAAUUUGGUGGAAAUGUACCAUUUAGGUUUCAAAAAAUGCCACCAGGGUCUUCGCGUCAGAAGGUCAAAGAUGGAAAGGGAAGCUCCCAAGGCCUUAGGUGAGGGGGUGAUACCUUUCGUUCCAAACUACACCUACUUUACAGGUCACUCUACAGUGACGGAGCCCUUUCCUGCAAACUCAAAGUACAGCAUAGCAGAGCCAAACUCUGCUUACAGCCCCUACAACAGCAAAGUAGUCUACAAGCAGAACAGGGACAACAUGGCUGUAGAGAGAAAAGGCCGAUCAGACGGAGAUGAUGCAGAGAAGACAAAAAUAUCCGGUCCUGUUACUGAUCCUCCUGUGGAAAACCAGCGUAGAAACAGUCAGUCCAGCAAGCACAGCAACAACAAGGGCAGGUUGGAUGACCUGAAGAUCUGAGAACUUCAUGUUUCCUCCCAAGCCUCAGGGACUACAGGAAAAAUCCAUCACAGGAUGUGAUGCGUCUUAGACAUCUGUUAGCUCCAGAGAGGUUAGAUUGAACCACUCAGUGGGAACAGAAGUAGUAGGAUGAAUUUUGAAGGUUUCAGAGUUUACAGGCAAUGUCAAAAAUCUUGACAAAGUAGACAGAAAGAAAAAAAUAUUUUGUAACUGAUUGCAUUUACCACUUUGAUCCAUGAAAUAUUGGCAAUGAUAUUAACAAUUGUGUGUUGUAAUUGUAAACUUCAGGGAUCUCUUUAAGAUGUUUCAUUUCUGCAUUACCUACUGACUAUAUCACUGAGUAAUCCUCAGAUGCAUGGAGAAUCUAUAUAUUGUUUUCAACAGGUUAAUUUGCACUGUUAUGGCAUGAUGAAUGUAUGAAUUAUUAUUGUUGGAGAUUUUCCUGAUAUGUUUACAAUACUGACAAGUUUUAAUGUAAAAUUAAGACAUUUUUAAGUAGCCAUGGUGCUGUUUGUUUACAAUUUUAAUAGCUUAUAGUGUUGGGUUUUUUUGGCUUAAAUGGUUGCUGUCUUUUUGGUUCGGGACAAAUUUUUGUGUACACUUGAUUAGUUCUGCAAUAUUUUGCCUUGGUAGGUUACUACUGCAGUUGAAUUCUCCGUUUGUUUACAAUGGUACAGCUUUAUGUCACUGAGUACCGCAUUUGCUUUCUUGAAUAAAAAGUUGCUAGAGAAGAUUCAAAAGUCUCCAAAUACAGGAACAAAGUAGAUAAGUUGGUCAACAGUGGUUUUCUCAUCCUGACCACAGCCAUGCUUUCUCCCUAAGUUUAUCCCACAAUUGGCUGGGCACUUUGGUGUCUUUUGCCCACUUUGAAUUAAUUUUUCAAAAUACAGUAUGCAUGCUUUCAGCAGGGUUAAUUACAUUUAAGAAGAUUUUUCAGCAGCACUACUUUGUCUAGCUGCUCCGAUUAAUAAUGUAUUUUUGUGCCAAAGAUACUUUUGGCCAAAUAUAGCACCACUGAUUUUUUAUUUUUUGGGUGCAUCAAAUGUUUUUUUUUGUUGUUGUUUUUUUUAAAUCAAAGUCUUGUUAAAAUCACACCCGUUUACAAAAACAUUGCAUGCAGAUGUUUUAAAUUUCAAAAGCACAUACCUCUGAACUAGCAGUUCAUAUUAUCUGAUGGCCUUUUUAUUGUAUUUGUUUUGGACUUAUGCCUAUGAUACUUUGAAAAAUAAAAGAUUGCCAAAGGAGUUUAUGGAUUUUUGUAAAGUAGUCCUUAAAAACAAAAAACUGUGAAGUCUUUAUUCUGAUUGUACGCUACUUCAACACUCUGAUUCAAAUGCCAUUUGAAGGAUGUUAUUGCAAAUGUGGGGCAGAUGUUCUGACUACGUCAUAGGCAAUGUGUCUCCACUGUGUCAUUUGCUCGUAAAAAGUCAGUUUAAUGGUCUCUACAAAAAAGAUUAUCAUAUUAUAUAUCAUAAAAUUAAAUCCUCCAAUACAUGUAUGAAAACCUCUGAUCAGAGCUGAA
This is a messenger RNA of Xiphophorus hellerii (green swordtail), 4682 nucleotides long. Its product is annotated as gap junction alpha-3 protein-like. Gene Ontology annotation, cellular component: connexin complex. Gene Ontology annotation, biological process: cell-cell signaling. The transcript has 2 exons. Bases 2090 to 3160 code for a protein of 356 amino acids. Gene Ontology annotation, molecular function: gap junction channel activity. The record is from RefSeq and is a predicted model, not a curated record. NCBI's taxonomy places the organism in Eukaryota, Metazoa, Chordata, Actinopteri, Cyprinodontiformes, Poeciliidae.